ACCAAAUGUCAAAAUUACCAAAAAUCAAAACAAAACACGAUUUUGUAGCUGCAGUCGCCAGUAAUUUAUUAAUUUUAUCGAGGAAUAAUAUAAAUAAGUGAUUAAAAUGUCUGCAACAAGCUCUGGAGCAAUGGAAAUUGAUCCCUUCUCGGUUAUAUGCCGCGGGUGCUUGGCUGUGGGCGGGAAAAUGAAGAAUAUUUACGAGUGGGGCCUCUCCGAUGAUUUCUACAGAUUUACAGAAGUUCCGGAAGCGCGAACAGAGCGCGUCUCAGAGCUGCUCUGCGCGCGCUGCGAGGAGACGCUGGAGGCGUGCCGCCGGUUCCGCCAGCGCUGCCGGCAGUCACACGACAUCCUGGAGGCGAGCGCCAAGAAAAUGGCCAAGGAAAAGGCCGAUGCUGAAUGUCUACAAGGUAUCCACGUCUCAAAUAUUUACAGUGAAAACAUGCUCAUCAUAAACAUAUGCACAGGAGACAUGACUAGCAAGAUCCACCUCAACUGCCCUUUCGACUGUUCAUACCACUGCCUGAAACAAAAGGACCUCAUGCUACAUCUAGUGAAACAACAUUCCAUGAACGAAAAAACCUUCCUCAUAGAUGUCCAGUACUACUGUCCUUAUAAAGACUGCAGUUACCACUUGCUAUCGCGAAAAAAACAUUUUACUGGCAGGAAAUACCUCAAUCAACACCUAAAUAAGGUGCAUAGAAGCAAAAACAUUCAGUGUAAAACGUGCCGUUUAAACUUUAGCACGGAGUCAGAGUUUCUUAGGCACCAAGCAACGUGCAAUGUUACUUACGUAUGCGCUGUUUGCAAUACAGAAUAUAAAACAAACGAACGCCUUCUUGUUCAUCUGAAGCGGCGCCAUCCGGACUUGCACGAGCAAUAUAAAGAGCAGAGAAAACUAAGCCGAUCUCUCAAAAGAGUUUCCGAAACUAUUACAUGUGACACGAAAAAGUUUAAAAGUGAUUGUUUUAAGGAAUCGCACACAGAGUAUGCUUGUGACAGUCCAAAGAGGUCGCUAGCGACACAGACCUUAAACGAAGCGAAUAUUAAAAACGAUGUGGCGUUACCAAUGUGGAUGAAAACGGAUAAAUCAGAAGAUAUGGAUAGGAAUUUCAGCACAAUAGAAACACAAACGGUUUUCGAAGACAUGCUUUCGGUCAAAUCACAGAAUAGCGAAGAUUCCUUAUUUUUCUCUGAGACGGUUUCACUGUCAGACAUUCAAACGCAGACUUUCCCCUUAGAAUUCGGUCUUUCUAGAAAAGAAACCAACUCUUCUGAAACCCAAACUGGAGAUAAAUCACCAGAUUUAAGCAUCAAAGAGACCCAAACUUGUUUUUGCUUGUGCGAUUCCCCGAAAAUUAACUUCAAACUAUUUGACAGUGUCACUUCUAGUCCCUUGACUUUGAGUCAUCUUAAUCUGACGUCUACCGAGACCCAGACUUUAGAUGACAGAUGUGUCGGCAAAAGCGAUGUGAUGUUAAGUUUUAAUUCGGCGGAGACACAAACCUGUUUUGAAGAUAACAGUUUGUGAGAUUACGUUUCCUGGCAGUAACUUUACUAAUAAUGACGUUAAAAUGGCGGAAUGACUUUGCUGUACAGUGCAACAAACUUAUCUGUACCGGUGAGAGCUCCCGUAAAUGUCUAAUGAAGAAAUCUUCAUUCUUUAAGAUGUUAAGUUUUCCCGUAAUGGUUAUUUACCCUUGUGGUAUUAAUAAAGCCAUCUAAUCUAUAUCAAUAUACCUAUAAUUUAUUAGUAAAUAAUGAGAUAUGGACCAAUUUAGUUAACUGUCACCGGAACAGAUAAUGUCGCACUGUACCUACUUAAAUACAUUUUCGUCUUUCAAUUUAAAGACGACGUUUUGAUUUGUUGUUGUAAUAGAAGCUAUUUAUUGCCAGGCAAGACACAUGCCAAUAUACCAAUGAAUACUUCUUAAGCAGACGUAUCAUCUAUCAAGUCCUUGUAAGUUAUUUAAUUAUUUUGUAUCUUCACCGUAAAGAAAGGAUCCUCCGACACGGAUUUUUUGCUUUUGUAUAGAGGUACUUACUUAAUUAUAAUAUUUAUUAUGGACCUAAUUGUACAUGAUCUUUUGAUACCGCGAUGUAGGAUUGCGUAAUGCUAGGAAUCACUGCCAUCUAUGGGUAGUCUUCGGUACUUCACUACUGAGAAAGCUAUGAUUUUAUUUCUGUAUCUAUAAAUCAACUAGAAUAUUGUAUAUUGUUUCAUUAUCAUUG
Molecule: messenger RNA, 2232 nt
Organism: Plutella xylostella (diamondback moth)
Lineage: Eukaryota; Metazoa; Arthropoda; Insecta; Lepidoptera; Plutellidae
Product: ASCIZ zinc finger protein
Biological process (GO): positive regulation of transcription by RNA polymerase II
Cellular component (GO): nucleus
Molecular function (GO): transcription cis-regulatory region binding; zinc ion binding; DNA-binding transcription factor activity, RNA polymerase II-specific
Source: RefSeq, a predicted model, not a curated record